CAGUCUCGGGUCCCACGACCCUCCCUUGUACCAAUAUAAAAAGAAAGUAAGUGUCAUAUCGACAUACAGGCACACAAGACACAACACACACCAGCAAAAAGCAGCAAACAAAUUUGAUCAUGGAGGAUCCGAGAAUCAGUCCGGUGAAGCCGAGAUUGGGCCGCGAAAUCGUCCUCUUCCCACUUCCCUUGCAAGGCCACAUAACUCCAAUGCUUCAGCUUGCAAACCUCCUCUACUCUCGCGGCUUCUCCAUCACCAUAGUCCACACCCACUUCAACUCUCCUAAGUCCUCCAGCUACCCUCACUUCAACUUCCAACCGGUCCCGGACGGCUUGCUAGAGGGCCAGGCCUCGACCGUAGACUUCAUAGCUCUCGUGACGCUGAUGAACGUUACUUGCGUGGGGCCGUUCCGAGACUGCUUGGCCAAGCUGUUGUCUGAUGCUCCGAAGGAUCGGAUUCCGUGCUGCUUGAUAACUGACCCGGUGUGGCACUUCCCUCAGGCGGUUGCCGACGAGCUGAACGUCCCGAGGAUGGUGCUGCGGACUAGCAGCAUCUCCUCUUUUCUCGCUUUCUGCGCGUUGCCGCUCAUGCAAGAGAAGGGUUAUCUCCCGCUCCGAGAUUCCCGGUUAGAGGAAGCAGUGCCCGAACUUCCUCCGCUCAAAGUGAAAGACCUUCACGUCAUCAACUCAAAAGACCCCGAGGAUGUCCUCAGGCUCAUCAUCGCCAUGGCCGAAACCAUGCUGGCCUCUUCCGGCCUCAUCUUCAACACCUUCGAAGAGCUUGAACCGACCAAACUGGCCGAAUGCCGCCAACGCUUCCCCGUCCCGAUCUUCACGGUCGGCCCAUUCCACAAGCAGUCCGUAGAGCCAUCAAGCAGCUUGUUGCCUCAAGAUAGGAGCUGCAUUUCGUGGCUUGAUAAGCAAGAAAAGCCCAAAUCGGUCCUCUAUGUGAGCUUCGGGAGCCUCUCAAUACUCAGCGAGGCCCAAUUUCUGGAAAUAGCCUGGGGCCUUGUGAACAGCGGCCAGCACUUCCUUUGGGUGGUCCGGCCCGGGUCGGUCCACGGGUCGGAAUGGCAUGAGGCCCUGCCGAGCGGGUUCCUAGAGGGCCUGGACGGGAGGGGCCACAUUGUGAGAUGGGCCCCGCAGCAAGAGGUCCUCGCCCACCCCGUGGUCGGCGGAUUCUGGACGCACAACGGGUGGAACUCGACGCUAGAGGCCAUCUGCGAGGGCGUGCCGAUGAUGUGCAUGCCGUUCUUCGGGGACCAGAGGGUGAAUGCAAGGUACGUAUGCAACGAGUGGAGAGUUGGAUUGCAUCUGGAAUACAAGGUGGAGAGGAGAGAGAUUGAGGAUGCGAUUAAGAGACUGAUGGUGAGCGAUGAGGGAGAGGAGAUGAGGGAGAAAAUGAAGGCUUUGAAGAGGAAGGUGGACGAGUGUCUCAAGGAUGGUGGUUCUUCGUACCGGUCUCUUCAGAAAUUGACCGAGUACUUAGGGCGCAAAUGACAAUAUUUCCCUUCCCUGGCCCUAUUUCUUGUUAAA
This is a messenger RNA of Syzygium oleosum, 1535 nucleotides long. Its product is annotated as UDP-glycosyltransferase 76B1-like. Gene Ontology annotation, molecular function: UDP-glycosyltransferase activity. The record is from RefSeq and is a predicted model, not a curated record. Bases 120 to 1499 code for a protein of 459 amino acids. Lineage: Eukaryota; Viridiplantae; Streptophyta; Magnoliopsida; Myrtales; Myrtaceae. The transcript has 2 exons.